CACUGACUACCUUUCAGCUCGAGAAUGGUAUUCUGAUGCCCUGACCCUAGAACUGCCCUCGACAACCAUACACUUGGGCCGGGUGUAUGAUACUUAUCCCCAAGUCUACAUUAGGCACCGGCGAGUUAUUGUCUUCUUGUGGUGCGAAGGUGUGAUCCGACGAUCAGGUGGCACGAGACAGUAGAAGCAGAAGGACUGGACAAAAAGCCUCGACGAUCUAACGAAUCCAGCACGUCCUCAAAUCUGAAGAACACAUCCACCAUGGCUCAUUUCGCCCAACGCGGUCUCGAAUUGCUGGAGAAGAAGCAAUAUGAUGAGGCCAUCAUCGUACUUGACAAAGCUUUAGCGACCUCCGACUCCCCUGCCUGGCUCCUGACCCGCUCCAAAGUCUGGCUACAAAAAGGCAAGCACGAGCUGGCCCUCGGCGAUGCCGAGUUUGCCUACCACGCCGCUGUUGCGCGCGGCUCCGACUCGACGCGUGCGCACAUGAUUGACGCCCAGUACCGGCGCUCCGUCAUCCUCUUCGCCAUGGGCCGCUACGCCGACGCUGACUGCUGCGCCCGGUGGAGCCAGCUCCUUUCGGAGGGAAGGCCCGUCGCCGAGGACGACGGUGUCGCCCAGGACGUCGACGCUGAUGGCUUCUACGCGGCCACGCGGGAGCAGGCGGAGGAAGAGCUCAAAGUCUGGCACCAACCCAUUGACAAGGCGAGUUUGAGCCCGGCCGAGAUCCUUUCAACACGGGGCUCGAAAGACUCGAAGAUGUGGAACCGAGCGUUUGUGUGGAGAUGCCAGACACUGGGCAGGUUGGCAAAGCUGCCCCCCAAUGAUCCCGCUCGGAGGGUCACCGUGACCAAGGUUCCGCCGAAACGGAAGGAGAACAAGCAUUUCCUUGAGAAGGCCCCUAAGGAAAUCCCCGAGGUGGCCCCCAAGGUAUCCCCCAAGGUGGCCGAGGCCGAGGCCAAAAUCCAAUCCCCGAAGGCGUCCGAGAUGCCGGUAGUCGAACGGGGUUCGGUCUCGGAAGACCAGAUGAAGCUCAAGACCGACUUCUACCAGACCGCGAGCUCGAUCACCGCUACCUUGUUCGUUAAGGGCGUUAAUGCGGAGGCGCUCAAGGUUGACUUCCAAGAGAAACAGGUCAUCGUCGGACCCCUUCCUCGCGAAGCUGCUCCUUACGUCCAGCCCGGAGACCCAGAGUCGUAUUCCACUUUUCUACUCAAUGGCACCAUCAAACCGAAAGAAUGUCGAUACUCAGUGACACCGCGCAAGAUUGAACUUGUGCUGCAGAAGAAUCUGGGAGCCAGCUGGGCCACUCGGGGAACUACUUGGGCGACGGAGCAAAUCGGACGUCUGGAUGAGCCUCCCACCGAAGCCGCCGCAGACCUCCAGCUAAGCCAGCAGUUGCCGAGCCACAUUGAGUCUGUGGAGGUCGGCACAGCGGCGGCAGCCGCCGCCAAUCCCACCGAACCCGCCACCGCACCAUCCUAUCCCAGCAGCAGCAAGCGGCCCCAGAACUGGGAGGCGCUCGAGGACAGCGACGGGGAGGAUGAGGCGAAGAAGGAUGCGGACCACUUCUUCAAGUCGCUGUACGCCGGCGCGACGCCCGACCAGCGCCGAGCCAUGAUGAAGAGCUUCGUCGAGAGCAACGGCACCUCCCUCAGCACCGACUGGGCCGACGUUGGGGCCCGCACGGUGGCUGCCGUCCCGCCCGAGGGAGUGGAGCAAAAGAAGUGGUGAGGUAGUGUGGCGUUCUAAGCCCCCUCCCUUUCCCGUGUCAUCCGCUCCGAGAUGACUACGUUUUAUGAUCACGACCUGGCUUAUGAUGGUAGUCCGGAGGAGACUGUCUUUUCACGGAGUUUUGCUAUUUGAUCCAGGGUCUGUCCCAAGAAGGAGAAAGCAGGGUGCGAAAAAAGAGAAAACCAAACACAUGGAGUCGAUGGAACAAGAGGGAGUUUUGGAGAUCGGCGUUCACGGAAACGGGGAGCAUCUGAUAUACCCCCGAGAAGAAAUAGCCAUCGUUAGGUACCCCAGUAGGUAGCCAAUAAUCGAUCGCCAAAGUAGUACUUUUCAGCAAAA
Phialemonium atrogriseum is the source of this 2073-nucleotide messenger RNA. RefSeq names its product SGS-domain-containing protein. The record is from RefSeq and is a predicted model, not a curated record. Gene Ontology annotation, molecular function: protein-folding chaperone binding. Bases 262 to 1734 code for a protein of 490 amino acids. Lineage: Eukaryota; Fungi; Ascomycota; Sordariomycetes; Cephalothecales; Cephalothecaceae. The transcript has 4 exons.